Messenger RNA from Arabidopsis arenosa, 1158 nucleotides. The record is from the annotation of a GenBank genome assembly. NCBI's taxonomy places the organism in Eukaryota, Viridiplantae, Streptophyta, Magnoliopsida, Brassicales, Brassicaceae.
CGUCGUCGUGCAAGUGAAUUAUCUCUCUCUUUCCCUCGUCGAUUUGGGUAUCUUCUCUGAAAUUCAGUUGAUCACUUGUUCUUGAGAUUCUAGAUCAAUUCCCGAUUUUGAUUGUCACCGAUUUCGAUUUCCAUUUGGUUUGAUUCGUAGUAGCGGCGAUUCCACUAGAAAUAAAGACUUCCUUUGGAGCUGAUGAGAAUCAGUGUCAUGUCGCAAUUGCAGCGAAGCUUCUCAAUGGAAUUUCCAUCACUCGUUUCUCUCAAACUUCCAUCUCCAAUGGAGACUCAUCUAUGGUAUAUUCGACCAGAUGAAGUGAAAAGUCCAUCUCUUUUAAAACACUACUCUCAACUUCUCUCACCAUCUGAGAAAGAUCAAGUUUCUCAGCUUCGAGGCGAUGCGCUUAAGAAGAAUGCUUUGCUUGCUCGAACCUUGGUUCGCACCACCAUUGCCAGAUAUCAGACAAACAAUGCAGUCGACCCUCGGUCCUUGAUGUUCAAGAAGAAUAUAUAUGGGAAGCCUGAGGUAGAUUGGCAGAAUUAUAAGAACUGUAAUAUCCCGCCAUUGCAUUUCAAUAUCUCCCACACAGAUUCAUUAAUUGUCUGUGGGGUGACUGUACAUGUUCCGAUUGGUAUCGAUGUUGAAGACAAGGAAAGGAAGAUUAAACAUGAUGUCUUAGCAUUUGCAGAAAGAUUUUACUCUGCUGAUGAAGUGAAGUUUUUGUCAACUAUACCGGACCCUGAAAGUCAGCGAAAGGAGUUUAUUAAGUUAUGGACUCUAAAGGAGGCAUAUGUGAAAGCAUUAGGAAAAGGCUUUUCUGCUGCACCUUUUAAUACUUUCACAAUCCAGUCGAAGGCUGAAACAAAAGAAGAAUACAGUCUUUGCAAGACAUCUGAAAUGACUGCCAGUUCACUGGAGAAGACAAACAAAUGUGACAGAGAAUGGAAAUUUGCCCUUUUGGAGUUGGCUGAUUCUCAUUAUGCUGCAAUCUGUAUUGAAGAUGAUCAAGCUAGUGGAGGAGCUCCUAUGAGGGUGAUUGUCCGAAAAACCAUCCCGUUUGUAGAAGAUGAACUUAUUUCUGAAAGCAAACUUCUUUAGGUAGUGUAGCCUUCAGAUUUCUGUUCUCGUUUUGGUUUAAGUACAUCCUCUGUAGUACAUUAU